This is a messenger RNA of Mangifera indica (mango), 931 nucleotides long. RefSeq lists its product as uncharacterized. The coding region runs from base 121 to 771 and encodes 216 amino acids. The record is from RefSeq and is a predicted model, not a curated record. The transcript has a single exon. Lineage: Eukaryota; Viridiplantae; Streptophyta; Magnoliopsida; Sapindales; Anacardiaceae.
CCAGAUUCCGCCACUCCACCCCCACUUCUUCCUGUUUUCUGCGACUCUCCGCCACAUCUCUUUCUCCCUUAUUUUUAUUUAUAUUUUCGUGAGAAAGGGAAAUUAUUUUGUUUCGGUCGGAUGGACCCCACUUUCCGCCACCGCCGAUCUCCCUCCUCCGACCGAUUCCUUGGCAUCUACUCCGCUCCCUCAGACGCAUCCGAGGCUGUCGAUGAUGAGCUGAACGAAGAUGAUAUUUUCUGGACCAACGACGACUCCACCGAAUCAAAUACUUUCACCACCACCAACAACACAGCCACUGCCACACCAACCGCCACCUUCUCCCCCGUCAACAAUCACAAUCGUUUUCAAUCCCUUUCCGGAAUUCUCGCGGCGUUACCUGAGCACGAUAAUAGUCCCGUGCUUUACCGCAAAUCCUUGAUAUCGUCGCCAUCGUCGACGUCAGCGAAAAUGAUUCCGACGCUGCCGAAACCGCCGCAGACGGAGAGGUCGCAAUCGAUGCCAAUGAGAAAAUAUCAGCACUCGGCGCCGAUGAACGUACCGGUUUUGUCGAUUGCUAUGGCGAAACGGAGGAAUAGUAGGUUUUUUGAGGUAGAUGAGGAGGAUGGAGACGAUGAGAUGUUGCCACCUCACGAGAUUGUAGCUAGGGGCUCCGGGAUGUCGCCGAAGACGACGUUUUCGGUAUUGGAAGGAGUCGGGAGGACGUUGAAAGGGAGAGAUCUGCGGCAGGUGAGAAAUGCUGUGUUUCGUCAAACAGGUUUUCUUGAUUGAUGAAACCUUAAAAUGUACUCAAAUUAAAUUAAAUUUACCUGCUGCUUCUGUUUUAUUAUUGUAUCAAUUUUGUGAAUUGAUUAGAAGGGAUGUUUCUUCAUUUUCUUGAUCCAUUUUUGUCCUCCAAUGGAAAUAACAGUGGUGCCUUUAGAUUUUAUCA